AUGAGUUCCACCAGUGGGGGUGGCAACCGCGACCGCGACAAAAAUCGCAAAUAUGCAUCUGGAGCAGCAAAACGAAAGGCAAAGGAUGAACGAAUUUUACGGGAAAGUAAAGUUUUAAGUAAAAUGCCGAAAAUAUCGGAACUGUUUCCUCCGAAGGCUGAUGAAGGUUCUUCUGAGCUGACUGCUGCAGAUGAAGCGAUGACAACAAUGGCAGAAGCAGUUGAGGAACCCGACACCAGCGACACAUCCAAGGAGUUGACAUCUGGUGAUACGUCCAUUUCCACUGAUAACAGUGAUGGAUACUCUUGUGAUUUGGGAUUAUGGCCUACUGAUAUUUCUGACAAUAUGAGAGAGCACUGGGCAGGUCAAGGCAGUAGUCAGUGCAGAAAUUCCGAUGCCGAUUUCAGCGCAACAUCAACAAGAUAUGAGGGAGAUGCUUACAAUAGACGAUGUCAAAAAACUUUGUUCACGUACACACAUGAGCUUACAAAACAGCAACAUCCUCGAAACUGGCUCUGCUAUUCACCAUCCAAACAUGUCGUGUUCUGUUUUGCGUGUAAACUCAUGACUGACAGCAUCGUUUUUGGAAAACAAGGUUAUAAUGACUGGAAACGCGCAUCCCAGUCAAUUCCACGACAUGAGAAAAGUUCAGCGCACCGUAAUGCUGUUUUUCAGCUACUCCAACGUAGCGAUGCUGGCUGCCGUAUUGAUUCAGAACUGGUCACACAGGCCAGUGAUGAGCGUAACUAUUGGCGGGCAGUACUUGAGCGGGUAACAGAAACCAUCCGUUACUUUUCCGAGCGAAGUUUACCAUUUCGCGGCACUGAUGAGAUCGUUGGAUCGCCAAAAAACGGUAACUACCUGGGAACAUUAGAACUUAUAUCGAUGUUCGAUCCAUUUCUAGCGCAACACAUCAACCGUAAUGCAAAUAAGGGAAAGGGUCACACAUCCUAUCUCUCAAAGACCAUUUGCGAGGAAUUCAUCCAACUGAUGGCAACUCGAGUUCGCAAGCAGAUUUUUACAGAAGUUAAAGCUGCAAAGUAUUUCUCCGUCUGUGUAGACUCUACCCCAGAUAUUUCCCACGUUGAUCAACUGACAUGCAUUCUUCGAUACGUUUUACCCUCUGGUCCUGUCGAACGAUUUGUAUCUUUCCUUAACAUACGUGGACAUAGCGGAAAAUUGCUAGCUGAAAGGCUACUAGAUUAUUUGAAAACCAAUAAUAUAAAUAUUUCGGAUUGCCGCGGCCAGUCAUAUGACAAUGCAAGCAAUAUGAGUGGGAAAUAUAAUGGUAUGCAGGCCAUUAUUCAGCAACAUUGUAGCCUAGCACAGUACAUACCCUGCGUCGCACAUUCCCUUAAUCUUGUUGGACAAUCAUCUGCCAGUUGUUGUCAAGAAGCAUCAAGAUUCUUCAACUUCCUCCAACGAUUGUACUCUUUCUUUGCUGCUUCAACGCAUCGUUGGAAAGUUUUAAACGACCAACUUUCAAGCAAGAGACUUCCAACGGUUAAACGUAUGUCUGAUACUCGAUGGUCAGCACGUGCAGAUGCUACAAAAGCUCUAGUAAUAGGAUACGAGGAAAUUAAUGCUGCUUUAGACGAGAUCCAUGAUGAUGAAGAUGAGAAGCCUGAAGCCAAAAAUGAAGCCAAUAGUCUUGCGUCUGAUAUGGCCCAGCUUGAAAUUGGAAUUCUGGCAGCAUUAUGGCAUCAAAUCUGGCAACGAUUUCAGAGAACAAGUCAGAUCCUGCAAUUAGCUGAUCAAGAUCUCAACACUGCUGUUGCAUUAUAUGAAUCGCUGAUUGAGUUUGUCCUUUCGCUGCGAACCAGAUUUGAAGAAUUUGAAGCCAAAGGAAAGGAGCUCAGUGAAUGUGAUCAAUAUAAAGAAGAGAUCAAGUGCGUGCGUAAACGAAAUCGUCGUAACGACGAGCCAGGAUCAGCACCUGAUUUGUUGCAGAUUCCAGCCGACAAGUUUCGCACAGGUACUUUCCUUGUAAUAAUCGAUAGUCUGGAUGCUGAGUUGCGAAAACGACUGAGUGCUUACAUCAACAUUGCUGAAAAGUUUGGCUUUCUGCGAAAGCUUACAGAUCUGCCAGCUGAAGACGUGUUGGAAAACGCACAAAGAUUGCAAAAAGCAUUUUCCACUGACCUCGAAGUCAAUUUGGGUGAUGAAUUGCUCCAGUUUUCUAGCUUUCUCAACACAGAAUUCGUGAAAAGAGCAUUAGAUGCGAGUCAUGCAGCUGCACCUCAUUAUUCUUCAGCUCGAAUUGGAUCUUCUGCUCAGCCUAGUGAAGACCAUGACAUCGAUGUAACAUCCGAUGAUGAUGACGACAUCAAAGUGAACGUAGACUCCUAG
Xenia sp. Carnegie-2017 is the source of this 2349-nucleotide messenger RNA. RefSeq names its product zinc finger MYM-type protein 1-like. The record is from RefSeq and is a predicted model, not a curated record. The transcript has a single exon. NCBI's taxonomy places the organism in Eukaryota, Metazoa, Cnidaria, Anthozoa, Malacalcyonacea, Xeniidae. Bases 1 to 2349 code for a protein of 782 amino acids.